CACCCACCUGCCACUGUUGGCGGCAGCGCUUAUCGGCCUCCGCCUGUGACCUUCCAACAUUACAACAACUCAAUUACUUUGGCUCCCAACACAAACACUUUUUCGUAGCAUCACCAUUCCUCGUCUUUCACCAGCACACGAAGCUCUCGUAAUUCCAUACGAACGCCUUUGCAGCAGGCUUUCACAUAAUCCCAUCACGAAGUGCUGAACUCGAACGAGGGGCGAUCGGAGCUCCCCUGAGACUAACGUCAUCAUCCACGACCGCCAUUAACCGUUUCAUUGCCGAUCGUAAAGCCGACAGAAAUCAUGGCUGAGGCUUCAAAUCCUGGCGGCGAUGGCCAGAUUACCUUCAAAGUAAAAUGCUCAGGCGACAAGAACCACACAGUCACCAUUGCCGAGUCUGCGACCGUCCUUCAGCUCAAGACCCUGUUAGCGGGGGAGGAAUACGAGAACAUCUCGCCGGAGCAGCAACGCCUCAUCUACUCCGGAAAGGUCAUGAAGGACGAUGAAGUUCUCAGUUUCUACAAGAUCAAGCACAUGAACACAGUGCACAUGGUUAAGCGUCCAGCCAGCGCCGCGACAGCCAGCAGUGGCUCAACCUCGACACCCGCUCAGCCCGCGAUACCUCAGAACAUGGCUGCCGGCACUCCCUCGAAUAACCUUUUAGCUGGCCUCACGGGCGCUCGCUUUGCCGGUCAGGUGCCGCUACCAAGCCGAGACCUGUUUGGGCCGGACGGAGGAAUGGGCGCGCCUCCUAGCGAGGAUGAAAUCGCGAACAUGCUCUCGAACCCAGCGAUGGCCCAAGUCAUGGCCGAGGCGUUUAACAACCCCGCCGUCAUUGACCAGAUGAUUGCCUCCAACCCGAUGUUGGCCAACAUGCCCGCUGAUCGCGCUCGCGAGCUUCUCAACUCUCCGAUGAUGCGCAACAUGAUGACGAACCCGGAGGCACUUCGCAUGGCGGCACGCAUGCGUAGGAUGAUGGGCGGAGGCGCCAACGCCUUUCCAGCGCCCGGGGUAACGGACAACACUCCGAACGCGACGACCGGUGCCGGUAAUAACAACGCGAAUGCCGAUGCGCAGAACCCGUUCGCCAUGUUUCUUCCAUUUGGUGUUCCUCCGGCGGGCGCUCCCCCAGCAGGUAAUCCCUUUGCCGCGCUCUUUGGAAACCCCGCGGGGGCUUCGCCUGCGUCUACCGGAGCUUCGACCGAGAAUGCCAGGAGCGGGGAUGCCGCAUCUGCUCCGGCUACUGGCGCUACUUCGGGGUCUGGGCAGCAAGCAGACCCGUUGGCAUCUUUGUUCGGAGCGCUUGGAGGUGCUGGUCAGCCUGGUCAGGCUGGUGCCGCGAACCCUUUUGGUCUGCCCCCUAUCUCGCCUGAGGCCUUGCAGCAGAUGAUGCAGGCAUUUGGUGGCGGUGGUUUGGGUGGUUUUGGCGGAAAUCCCGUUGCUCCUCCCGACAACAGGCCGCCAGAGGAGAGGUAUGCUGAGCAGCUGCGUCAACUCAACGAUAUGGGCUUCUUCGAUUUUGAUCGGAACGUUGCUGCACUACGCCGCAGCGGUGGUAGCGUACAGGGUGCUAUCGAACACCUUCUGGGCGGUUCUUAACUUGAAUUUCUUUACUAGACGGUGCAGAGAUGUGGACCGGAGAUUGACAGUCAUCUGCUGUUCCUCAAGGAUACGGCGGUAUUCACAAUGAACAACAGCAUGUCGAGGGGAUAGAGGAUUGAAGGAUGUCCAGGGAGUGCAGUGUUAUCUUCUGGCGAGGUCAUUGUUGGGCCGUGCUAGACAUUUGAUUGAGAAAUAUCUAGUGAUAAUGGUUGCUAAGGAGGAAGAUGGACAGUCCAGCACAGAGACGAUGCUCAAAACAACACCCCUUCAGCGGGUGUCCUCACGUAGGGAGGUUUACAUGUUUACAGUUUAGCGAUCUUAAUCAAACAUGUCUCCUCUUGC
Molecule: messenger RNA, 1947 nt
Organism: Neurospora hispaniola
Lineage: Eukaryota; Fungi; Ascomycota; Sordariomycetes; Sordariales; Sordariaceae
Exons: 2
Coding region: 307-1602 (431 amino acids)
Biological process (GO): ubiquitin-dependent protein catabolic process
Cellular component (GO): cytosol
Molecular function (GO): polyubiquitin modification-dependent protein binding
Source: RefSeq, a predicted model, not a curated record